This is a messenger RNA of Lepus europaeus (European hare), 1678 nucleotides long. RefSeq names its product chromosome X CXorf58 homolog (gene CXHXorf58). Bases 311 to 1420 code for a protein of 369 amino acids. The record is from RefSeq and is a predicted model, not a curated record. The transcript has 10 exons. NCBI's taxonomy places the organism in Eukaryota, Metazoa, Chordata, Mammalia, Lagomorpha, Leporidae.
CGCUCGGCGCUGGGAGUCAUCCUUCGCCUCCAGGAUUGGGCACCCGGAGGUGUGGGCUGGGAGUCCCGUCCUCAGAGGCCUCCAGCUGGGGGCGCUCAGCGGGCCUCAGGCUUCUUCCACAGUCUUGCAGCCAGAAGCCGCCGAUCGGAACCCUGGAUUUACCUCUCAAAGGUUUUUAGGAAAGUUGAAACCGCAGCCAGGCAGGCGUGGGGGAAUUUGCAGAUUUGUGCAGUGGCAUCUCUCCGUCCUCCUGCAGAAGACCCCUAAGGAACACAGCUCUGGUUGAAGAAAUUACUUCACCAUAAAGAAAAUGGAUGAUUCCUCAAAUACUUCAGGGACUGCUGUUCCCAAAUCAGAGAAGCGACACCCAGGAAAAGUACAUUUCGCUGAUACUACAGAGACAAGGAUAUUUCUACCGUUUAAUACAGAGACUUCAGUUCGAAUAAUACAGAGAGCUUGGCUAGCUUACUUGGACAAAAUGAUGUUUCGACUCCUAAAGCAUACAAUUUGUGCAGUGGAAUAUCGUGUGACACAUGAAAUACUGAAGAAAGUGAGCCCCUCAGAGGCUGAACUUGUUAAAGAUCCUACCAUGAAGUGUAAAGUCAGAUUCAGAUUUAGUGGUGAAACAUUUCCACCUUUCAUCGUGUUUAAGAUUUUUCAUCAUACUGAAGGCCAUGGAUGCAAGUAUUUUAGUGGGAAAAAUAUGCUAAAGCCAUGCAGUGAGGGAGUAAGUGAUGCUUGCAAAAUCAUGGGCAAAAAGAAAUUUUAUAAUCAAAUUAUGGAAGAUGAACGUCUUUUCCAGAAAUUCAAAGUAACUGACCAUAUAGAUAUUGUCACCAUGAAAGAUUACAUGCAGUAUUCCAGUCUUCUGGAUGAGACCCCCGCAUCUUCUGGUGGCAAAAAUAACUACUGGCGAAAAUUAAACCUUGAAAACAUCCCCAGGACAAUGAUGAUAUAUGACAUACUUGAUUAUGCGGAGUCUAGAGUAAUCUCAAACCGUCUACAAAAAGAAAUGAAGUAUCUGUUACAGAGACCACGAACAGAAGAAAUGCGUCAGCACCAGCUACAGAUUGUUUCUGAAGUUAGAUAUCCUACAUCCUUCACCAAUAGCCCAUCUUCAUCUCGGCUCUCCUACCUCCAAAGCCAAUGCAAACACCUGGGACGUCGAUCCAAGCAAGCUAAAAUCAAAGUUGAAAAAAUGAAGAAAGCUUAUAAGACGGGUAAAGAAAAACCUGCUGUUGAGAAACUGAAAACGGAAACACCAACUCAAAAGCCACAAGAGACAAUCAUCCUCUCCACCCCAUCUUUUGACAUUGUGGAGAUGAAAGAAUCUGCAUCAGAUACCGAAUUGGAAAAAGAAGAAAAGGAAUUAUUUGCCUGGUGUGAAAACUUGCAUAUUGAUAAAUCUCCAUCAUCUUAAUGCAUAGCUAACUGAUAGAAAGCCAACCUUGUUUAGCAAUCUGCCUGUCUAUAAAUGAUGAGCGUGAGUCAUAGAGGAAAAUAAAAUAGAAACAAGUCCUCACUAUGCUCUUGUAACUAAAUGUGUGACUUAUUUGUUAGCUCGUUUGGAUUACCAUAGGUGCAGAUAUUUUUACCAACAGAAUUUUAAUCUAAAUUAUUUCUGUUAGAUGCCUUCCAACUCGCGGUAUACUGUUUUGUUCAAGAAAUAAUGAGUAAA